This is a messenger RNA of Trypanosoma conorhini, 843 nucleotides long. RefSeq lists its product as uncharacterized. The transcript has a single exon. Gene Ontology annotation, biological process: regulation of microtubule cytoskeleton organization; cilium assembly; intraciliary transport. NCBI's taxonomy places the organism in Eukaryota, Euglenozoa, Kinetoplastea, Trypanosomatida, Trypanosomatidae. Gene Ontology annotation, cellular component: intraciliary transport particle B; axoneme; ciliary basal body. The coding region runs from base 1 to 843 and encodes 280 amino acids. Gene Ontology annotation, molecular function: microtubule binding. The record is from RefSeq and is a predicted model, not a curated record.
AUGCCCGAGGCGUACGUGGAGAAGACACAAAAUGAGCUGGGCGCGAUCAUCUCCGCGCCCAAGUUAACUGAGAAACUCCUGAUGAAGCCCCCGUUUCGCUUUCUGCACGACAUCGUCACAGGCUUUCUUGAGGUCACGGGGUUCCCGAAGGGGCUUUUCCCCGACGAGAUGCUCGACAGCGCCAACGUGACGGAUAAGGCGAGGAAGAUUCAGUUCCUGACGCUGCUUGUCGCGGCCGUGGAGGCGGGGACGGGGAAGAAGCUGGCGGUGCAGCCAUCGAAGGUCGUCGCGGGGCAGGAGCCGGAUCAUACAAACGAGCUGCUGCAGUCCCUGGCGGCGUGCGCCGCGCUCAGUGAGGAGCAGAAGACGGCUGCCGUGCAGGCGGCGAAAGGGGGCGGCGGGGAACCGCCGGCGGUGACGAAGAAGGCGCCUGCCAAGGAAGCGGAGGAUGCGGAGCGGGAAAAAGAAAAAGAGCGGGAAAAGGAAAAGGAAAAAGAGCGGGAGAAGGAAAAGGAGGAGCGGCGCAAGCGGAAGGAAGAGGAGAAAAAGCGUGAAGAGGAAGAGAAGAGGAGGCGGGCAAAGGAGGAGGAAAGGGCCGCAGCGGCCGAGGCGGCCGAAGCAGAGCGACAGCGACAGCGGCAGCGACAAGAGGAGGAAAGGGCCGCAGCGGCCGAGGCGGCCGAAGCAGAGCGACAGCGACAGCGGCAGAGACAAGAGGAGGCAAAGGCGCAGAGCAAGGCACGCAAAAGCGAGGAGUCACAAGCCAGCAAGAGUGAGGAGAAGGAAAGCAAAAAAAAGGCAUGGAGAGGCUUCGGAGGAGAAGGCGCCGAAGCCCGAGGAUGA